This is a messenger RNA of Knipowitschia caucasica, 4080 nucleotides long. The record is from the annotation of a GenBank genome assembly. Lineage: Eukaryota; Metazoa; Chordata; Actinopteri; Gobiiformes; Gobiidae.
AUGUCUCUAGUUUGCGCAAUUUCUAACGAGGUUCCGGAGCAUGCUUGUGUUUCUCCCGUGUCGAACCAAGUUUUUGAGCGGCGGCUCAUUGAGAAGUACAUAGCAGAAAAUGGGACGGACCCCAUGAAUGGACAGCCUCUGUCUGAAGAACAGCUCGUAGAUAUUAAAGUGUCCCAUCCCAUUAGACCCAAAGCACCAUCAGCAACAAGUAUUCCAGCUAUUCUUAAGUCACUACAAGAUGAAUGGGAUGCUGUUAUGCUUCAUAGUUUUACCCUACGGCAGCAGCUGCAAACAACACGCCAAGAGCUCUCUCACGCUCUCUACCAGCACGAUGCAGCUUGCAGAGUCAUUGCCCGUCUUACCAAAGAGGUCACUGCUGCUAGAGAAGCUCUUGCUACUCUCAAACCCCAGGCUGGACUUAUUGCUCCUCAAACUCUGCCUUCACAACCAGCUGCAGGAGUUGGUGGAGAGCCUAUGGAUGUUAGUGAACAAGUCGGAAUGACUCCAGAGAUUAUUCAGAAGCUCCAAGACAAGGCUACGAUCCUCACAACUGAGCGAAAAAAGAGGGGAAAGACUGUUCCAGAAGAACUGGUUAGGGCUGAGGAUCUCGGCAAAUAUCGCCAAGUGGCCACUCAUGCUGGUCUUCAUAGUGCCAGUGUACCUGGUAUUCUGGCCCUUGAUCUGUGCCCCUCUGACACCAGUAAAGUGCUCACAGGUGGAGCUGACAAGAAUGUGGUCGUGUUUGAUAAGAACGAUGAGCAGAUUGUAGCAACUUUGAAAGGCCACACCAAGAAAGUUACAUCCGUCAUCUACCAUCCAUCGCAGUCUGUGGUGUUCUCUGCCUCUCCAGACACCACAAUCCGUGUGUGGUCCGUCAACUCUGGGAACUGCGUCCAGGUGGUGCGGGCUCAUGAGGCUGGUGUCACUGGGCUCUCACUGCAUGCUACUGGGGACUACCUGCUCAGUUCCUCUGAGGAUCAGUUUUGGGCCUUCUCUGAUGUCCAGACUGGUAGAGUUCUCACCAAAGUCACAGAUGAAAGUGCUGGAUGUGCUCUCACUUGUGCCCAGUUUCAUCCUGAUGGUCUGAUUUUUGGAACCGGAACAGCCGAUUCUCAAAUCAAGAUUUGGGAUCUGAAGGAGCGCACCAAUGUGGCCAACUUCCCCGGUCACUCUGGACCUGUUACAUCUAUUGCUUUCUCUGAAAAUGGAUAUUACCUGGCCACUGGAGCUCAGGAUAGCUCUUUGAAACUGUGGGAUCUGAGGAAACUGAAGAAUUUCAAGACUAUUACUUUGGACAAUAACUAUGAGGUUAAGUCCCUUGUUUUCGACCAGAGUGGAACAUAUCUGGCUGUUGGAGGAUCUGACAUUCGUGUGUACAUUUGCAAACAGUGGUCUGAGGUUCUCAAUUUUACAGAGCACUCUGGGCUGGUGACUGGUGUUGCUUUCGGAGAGAAUGCUCGUUUUCUCACUUCUACCGGGAUGGACAGAAGUCUCAAGUUUUACAGCGUUGGACCCGGAACUCGUAACACAACACAACACGCUAUGGGCUCCAUGUUCCGCAGCGAGGAGGUCUGCCUGGUGCAGCUGUUCCUUCAGUCCGGUUCUGCCUAUAACUGUGUCAGUGAGCUUGGUGAGCUGGACCUCGUCGAGUUCAGAGAUUUGAAUCCCAACGUAAACGCCUUUCAGAGGAAAUUCAUCGGCGAGAUCCGACGAUGCGAGGAGCUGGAGAAGACUUUUACUUUCCUCGAGCAAGAAAUCCAUCGUUCGCGACUGUCUCGCUUAAGUGGGCCUCUUCCUCCCCCGUGCCCAAUGCCUCCGGCGCCGCAACCACGUGAGCUUAUCACAAUUGAGGAGGAGGGCGAGAGACUGGCCCGAGAGCUGCGAGAGGUGUCCAGAAACCGGGACAGUCUUCAGGCUCAACUAACUCAGCUCUGUCAAUACAAAGGAGUCCUGACCAAAACCCAUUCCAUCACAGCCUCUCAGGCUCCACCACCAGCACAGAUAGUAGAAAACCAAGGGCUUUUUGAUAAUCGCCAAGACGUCCGCUUAAGUUUCGUAGCCGGAGUGGUCCACCCCUGGAAAGUGCCUUCGUUUGAGCGGCUGCUGUGGCGCGCCUGCAGAGGAUUCAUUAUUGUGGACUUCAAGGAAAUGGACGAUCGGCUGGAGCAUCCAGACACGAAGGAAAGUGUUCAAUGGACUGUGUUUCUGAUUUCAUACUGGGGAGAUCAGAUAGGCCAAAAGGUCAAGAAAAUAUGUGAUUGCUUCCGCACACAGAUAUUUGCGUAUCCCGAGAGCUCGGUGGAAAGGGAAGAAAUCCUCCAGGGACUCGGAGGCCGGAUUCAAGACAUACAGUCCGUUUUAGGUCAGACGGAGAACUUCAUGCAGCAGCUGACCACGCGGGCGGUCGCGCUGCUGCCCCAGUGGAAGGUGAAGGUGCAGAAGUGUAAGGCGGUGCAGGCCGUGCUGAACCUCUGCAGUCCCUCGGUCACAGACAAAUGCCUGAUCGCAGAGGCCUGGUGUCCGGUCGCCAAACUCCCGGAGCUGCAGUCCGCCCUGAGAGAAGGAGGGAGGAAAAGUGGGAGUAGCGUUGACUCGUUCUACAAUCGCUUGCCCUCCACCACCUCACCCCCGACGCUGUUUCCCAUGAACUCCUUCACCAGCGGCUUCCAGAACAUCGUGGACGCCUACGGAGUGGCGAGUUACCGUGAAGUUAACCCAGCCGUCUAUACCAUCAUCACCUUUCCCUUCUUGUUUGCGGUGAUGUUUGGUGACGUGGGGCACGGCUUGCUCAUGACGCUGGCUGCUUUGUGGAUGGUGCUCGAACAAAAUGACCCCAAACUAAAGAACAACAACAACGAAAUUUGGAGAAUGAUGUUCGGAGGGAGGUACCUGAUUCUGCUCAUGGGACUGUUUUCCAUUUACACUGGUGCCAUUUACAACGAGUGCUUCAGCAAAGGUCUCAGCCCGUUCAGCUCCGCGUGGCACGUCACCCCGAUGUUUGACAACAAUAUAUGGAAUUCCUCAGUUAUUGCAGGAAACCAAUAUCUAUCGAUGGAUCCCAACGUGACUGGGGUUUUCACAAGUCCUUAUCCCUUUGGCAUUGACCCGAUUUGGGGUUUAUCCAACAACAAGUUAACUUUCCUCAACUCCUACAAGAUGAAGAUGUCGGUCAUCAUCGGCAUCAUUCACAUGACGUUUGGAGUCUGCUUGUCAUUCUUCAACUACAUACACUUUCGUCAGAUCAGCAACGUGUUCCUCGUUCUGAUUCCGGAGCUGUUCUUCAUGCUGUGUCUCUUUGGAUACCUGCUUUUCAUGAUCGUCUUCAAGUGGAUCGUCUACACUCCGGAUCAGUCCAGAUACGCCCCCAGCAUUCUCAUUCACUUUAUCGACAUGUUCCUUUUCACCGACAAUGACGAUAAUCCUCAGCUCUACACAGGACAGUCGAUCGUGCAGAAGGUGUUGGUGGUGUUGGCGCUGUGCUCUGUCCCGGUUCUUCUCCUCGGAAAACCCACGUAUGAAUAUUUGACGCACAGAAGCAGGCCCCAUCGCACUGUGGUGGAGGACAGGCAACCACUUGUGGAUGAAGACGGUUCAAUCAACACAAGAACAGGGGAUGUUGAGGGAGCAGCCACAGAACCAGAAGGCUUUGAUGCAGCAGAUGUGUACAUGCACCAAGCCAUUCACACCAUAGAGUACUGCUUGGGCUGCAUCUCCAACACCGCGUCCUACCUGCGACUCUGGGCUCUCAGUCUGGCUCAUGCACAACUGUCGGAGGUUCUAUGGGAAAUGGUGAUGCGGUUAGCCCUGAAGUGGGAAGGCUACGUCGGGGCAGCUGUACUAGUUGUUAUUUUUGCCUGCUUCGCCGUGCUCACAGUCUCAAUCCUGUUGAUUAUGGAGGGACUGUCUGCGUUUCUCCAUGCCCUGCGUCUACACUGGGUUGAAUUUCAAAACAAGUUCUACAGUGGGCUACUCCAAGUCGCACCCAAACACGACCGGAUGUUGUUAGAAUGUCAUAAUGGCGUUUCGCAUCUUGGAUCUAAUAUAACUUCUGCAUGCUCUAAACACAGGACGCGGAUGUAG